Messenger RNA from Daucus carota subsp. sativus, 6997 nucleotides. RefSeq names its product DExH-box ATP-dependent RNA helicase DExH12. Gene Ontology annotation, molecular function: nucleic acid binding; ATP binding; ATP hydrolysis activity. The transcript has 4 exons. The record is from RefSeq and is a predicted model, not a curated record. NCBI's taxonomy places the organism in Eukaryota, Viridiplantae, Streptophyta, Magnoliopsida, Apiales, Apiaceae. Bases 286 to 6825 code for a protein of 2179 amino acids.
AUCAGAAUUCAGAGGGUAUAUAUGUACAAGUAAAAUUGAUUUGCAUAUCAAACCGCCUGUUUAAAAACAAGAUAAAAGGGGCUAGUAUGUCGCGGCUUCAGUUUUAGGGUUCUCAUUCUCACUCUUUCAGAUCUCGGAGCAGUCGGUACGGUCACUUCGGCUUAUUGACAUCCAUAAACUUCCAUUUGUGGGGUUUUCGGGGGUUUGAGCCAAGGAGAUUUCGUGGGUUAAGUGUUUGAGGAAUUGUCUGACAGAGAUUAGGUGUUAUUUUGGUGAUUUUGAGGUAUGGCGAAUUUGGGGGGUGGUGCGGAAGCGCACGCUCGGUUUAAGCAGUAUGAGUAUAGGGCUAAUUCGAGUUUGGUGUUGACGACGGACUCGAGGCCUAGGGAUACUCAUGAGCCUACUGGGGAACCUGAGUCAUUAUAUGGGAAGAUUGAUCCUAAGAGCUUUGGGGAUCGGGCGUUUAGGGGGAAACCUGCUGAGCUUGAGGAGAAGAUGAAGAAAGCUAAGAAGAAGAAAGAGAGGGAGCCGUUGGAUGCAGAGGCUGUGCCUAGGCAGAGUAAGAGGAGGAGGCUGCAGGAGGAGAGUGUUUUGACGACGACGGAUGAAGGGGUUUAUCAGCCAAAAACAAAGGAGACUAGGGCGGCUUAUGAGGCUAUGCUCAGUGUUAUUCAACAGCAGUUAGGUGGGCAGCCUUUGAAUAUUGUGAGUGGGGCGGCGGAUGAGAUUUUGGCUGUUUUGAAGAAUGACACGUUUAAGAAUGUGGAUAAAAAGAAGGAGAUUGAGAAGUUGUUGAAUGAGAUACCGAAUGCUAUGUUUGAUCAGCUGGUGUCAAUUGGGAGGCUUAUUACGGAUUAUCAAGAUGGGGGUGGUGAUGCUGCUGGGACUGGUGGUGCUGCAGACGGGGAUGAUGCUCUUGAUGAUGAUGUGGGUGUAGCGGUUGAGUUUGAGGAGAAUGAAGAGGAGGAGGAAGAGAGUGAUCUUGAUAUGGUACAGGAUGAUGAAGAUGAUGAGGAUGAUUUAGCAGAUGGGCAUGGAUCAGGAGCUAUGCAGAUGGGUGGUGGGAUUGAUGAUGAUGAAGGGAUGGAAGCAAAUGAGGGAAUGACGUUGAAUGUUCAGGACAUUGAUGCUUAUUGGCUUCAGAGGAAGAUUUCUCAGGCUUAUGAGCAGCAGAUUGAUCCACAGCAGAGCCAAAAGCUUGCAGAAGAGGUAUUGAAGAUCCUAGCUGAAGGUGAUGAUAGAGAAGUUGAAACCAAGUUAUUGGUGCAUCUUCAGUUUGAUAAGUUUAAUCUCAUCAAGUAUUUGUUGAAGAAUCGGAUGAAAAUAGUGUGGUGUACCCGUCUGGCGAGGGCAGAAGACCAAGAGGAAAGGAAAAAAAUUGAAGAGGAAAUGACGCAGUUGGGCCCAGACUUGGCUGCUAUUCUGGAGCAGCUGCAUGCUACCAGGGCAACUGCAAAAGAGAGACAAAAGAACUUGGAGAAAAGCAUCAGGGAAGAAGCUCGCAGGUUGAAGGAUGAGAGUGGAGGUGAUGUGGACCGGGGUCGAAGGGGUAUAUCAGAUAGAGAUGCAGAUGGUGGGUGGUUGAACGGUCAGCGUCAGUUACUUGAUCUGGAAAGCCUUGCAUUUAACCAAGGUGGUCUUCUGAUGGCCAAUAAAAAGUGCGAGCUUCCUCUGGGUUCUUAUAGGAACCACAAUAAGGGAUAUGAAGAGGUUCAUGUACCAGCUUUGAAACCAAAACCGCUUGCUGAGGGUGAAAAGCUGAUUAAGAUAUCUGAAAUGCCAGACUGGGCUCGACCAGCUUUUGAAGGAAUGUCCCAGUUGAAUAGGGUUCAGAGCAAAGUUUAUGACACAGCUCUGUUCUCUGCUGAAAAUCUUUUGCUCUGUGCUCCUACAGGAGCUGGUAAGACAAAUGUUGCAAUGCUUACAAUACUUCAGCAAAUUGCAUUGAAUAGGAAUGCAGAUGGUUCAUUCAAUCACAGCAACUACAAGAUUGUUUAUGUGGCUCCAAUGAAAGCACUGGUGGCAGAAGUUGUUGGGAAUCUGUCUAACCGUUUGAAGCAGUAUGAUGUUAAUGUGAAGGAGCUGAGUGGAGAUCAGACAUUGACUCGCCAGCAAAUUGAAGAAACUCAGAUAAUUGUCACGACGCCAGAAAAGUGGGAUAUCGUAACCAGAAAAUCAGGUGAUCGCACUUACACACAGCUUGUGAAACUUCUAAUAAUUGAUGAGAUCCAUCUUUUACAUGACAACAGAGGACCUGUAUUGGAGAGCAUAGUUGCAAGGACUGUUAGGCAGAUUGAGACAACAAAAGAGCAUAUUCGGCUUGUUGGGUUAUCUGCUACACUCCCCAAUUAUGAGGACGUGGCUCUGUUCCUUCGAGUUGAUUUAAAGAGAGGUCUCUUUCAUUUUGACAAUAGUUAUCGACCUUGCCCUUUAGCUCAACAGUAUAUUGGUAUCACAGUAAAGAAACCAUUGCAGAGGUUUCAGUUGAUGAAUGAUGUAUGUUAUGAGAAGGUAAUUGGUGUAGCUGGUAAGCAUCAGGUCCUCAUUUUUGUGCACUCGAGGAAAGAAACUGCAAAAACUGCUCGCGCCAUACGAGAUUCAGCACUAACCAAUGACACUGUUAGCAGAUUUUUGAAAGAGGAAAGUGCCACUCGUGAAAUUCUACGCGAGCAUACUGAGCUUGUUAAGAGCAGUGAUCUCAAGGAUCUUUUUCCAUAUGGAUUUGCUAUCCAUCAUGCAGGUAUGAACAGGGGUGACCGGCAGCUUGUUGAGGAGCUGUUCGCUGAUGGUCAUGUACAAGUACUGGUUUCUACAGCAACUCUUGCUUGGGGUGUUAAUUUACCUGCCCAUACUGUCAUCAUUAAAGGAACCCAGGUAUACAAUCCUGAAAAAGGAGCAUGGACUGAACUAAGUCCUCUGGAUGUCAUGCAGAUGCUUGGUCGAGCAGGUAGGCCUCAAUAUGAUACUUAUGGAGAGGGAAUAAUAAUAACUGGACAUAGUGAAUUGCAGUAUUAUCUUUCUUUAAUGAAUCAACAGCUUCCCAUUGAGAGCCAGUUUGUGUCCAAACUGGCUGAUCAACUUAAUGCAGAGAUUGUGCUCGGUACUGUGCAGAAUGCCAAAGAAGCCUGCAACUGGCUUAGUUAUACAUACCUGUAUGUUCGCAUGUUACGUAAUCCUACUUUGUAUGGUUUGGCUCCUGAUGCUUUGAGUAAAGACUUGUUACUAGAAGAGAGAAGAGCUGAUCUGGUUCAUACUGCGGCGACAACAUUAGACAAAAACAAUCUGAUCAAGUAUGACCGGAAAAGUGGAUACUUUCAGGUCACUGACUUGGGCCGCAUUGCUAGUUACUAUUACAUAACUCAUGGGACGAUCACUACCUACAAUGAGCAUUUGAAACCGACAAUGGGAGAUAUUGAGCUUUGUCGGUUGUUCUCUCUCAGUGAAGAAUUUAAAUACGUAACUGUGAGACAAGAUGAGAAGAUGGAGUUGGCAAAACUUUUAGACCGCGUUCCCAUUCCCAUAAAGGAAAGCCUUGAAGAACCUAGUGCCAAGAUUAAUGUUUUGUUGCAAGCUUAUAUUUCACAGCUUAAGCUUGAAGGAUUAUCUUUAACGUCUGACAUGGUUUAUAUCACUCAGAGUGCUGGACGUCUAAUGCGAGCUCUUUUUGAGAUCGUUUUGAAACGUGGAUGGGCUCAGUUGACUGAGAAGGCCUUAAACUUGUGCAAAACAGUGAACAAGAGAAUGUGGAGUGUACAAACACCUCUUCGUCAAUUUCAUGGAUUUCCAAAUGAGAUUUUGAUGAAAAUGGAGAAAAAAGAUCUGGCUUGGGAAAGAUAUUAUGAUCUCUCCUCACAUGAGCUAGGAGAGCUCAUUCGACAAAGAAAUAUGGGAAAAAUGCUGCACAGGUGUAUUCAUCAGUUUCCAAAACUUGUUCUGGCUGCUCAUGUUCAGCCCAUUACUCGCACUAUAUUGAAGGUUGAACUCACAAUCACCCCCGACUUCCUGUGGGAAGAUAAGUUCCAUGGAUAUGUAGAGCCAUUUUGGGUUUUUGUGGAAGAUAAUGAUGGGGAACACAUUCUUCAUCAUGAGUAUUUCUUGUUGAAAAAGCAAUACGUUGAUGAGGACCAUACUUUAAGUUUUACCGUUCCAAUCUAUGAACCAUUGCCUCCUCAGUACUUCAUCCGUGUGGUGUCAGAUAAAUGGAUUGGGUCGCAGACUGUCUUGCCUGUUUCAUUUAGGCACCUUAUUUUACCAGAGAAAUACCCUCCGCCCACUGAGUUACUUGAUUUGCAGCCAUUACCAGUAACUGCAUUGAGGAAUCCGUCUUAUGAAUCACUAUACCAAGAAUUUAAGCACUUUAAUCCUGUCCAGACUCAAGUGUUCACAGUCUUGUACAACACAGAUGAUAAUGUAUUGGUUGCUGCACCAACUGGGAGUGGGAAGACUAUAUGUGCGGAAUUUGCAAUCAUGAGGAAUCAUCAAAAAGGUCCUGAUAAUGUUAUGAGGGCUGUCUACAUUGCUCCUGUAGAAGCUCUUGCAAAGGAACGCUAUAAUGACUGGAAGAAAAAAUUUGGGGAAGGUCUUGGUAUGAGAGUGGUUGAAUUAACUGGGGAAACUGCUGUGGAUCUUAAACUGUUGGAGAAAGGUCAGGUGAUAGUCAGCACCCCUGAUAAGUGGGAUGCUCUAUCACGCCGCUGGAAGCAGCGCAAACAAAUUCAACAAGUCAGUCUUUUCGUUGUUGACGAACUUCAUUUGAUUGGGGGUCAAGGUGGACCUAUCUUGGAAGUGAUAGUCUCUAGGAUGAGAUAUAUAGCAAGUCAAGUUGAAAAUAAGAUCAGAAUUGUUGCUCUAUCUACAUCUCUAGCAAAUGCCAAGGAUCUGGGUGAAUGGAUUGGUGCGACCUCUCAUGGUCUUUUCAAUUUCCCGCCUGGUGUCAGGCCAGUGCCCUUGGAAAUACACAUUCAGGGUGUCGACAUUGCUAAUUUUGAAGCCAGAAUGCAAGCAAUGACCAAGCCAACAUAUACAGCAAUCGUCCAACAUGCUAAAAAUGGGAAACCAGCCAUCGUGUAUGUUCCUACGAGGAAGCAUGCUCGUCUCACUGCUGUGGAUUUAAUGACAUACUCUAGUAUAGAGGGUGGAGAAAACCCCAUGUUUAUAUUACAGUCUGUAACAGAACUUGAGCCUUUUGUUGACAGAAUCAAAGAACCAAUGUUGCGUGAGACACUGCAGUAUGGUGUGGGAUAUUUACAUGAGGGAUUGAGUCCCACUGAUCAAGAUAUAGUAAGAACCCUAUUUGAAACUGGUUGGAUCCAAGUUUGUGUAAUGACUAGUUCAAUGUGCUGGGGAGUGCCAUUGCGUGCCCAUCUGGUAAUCAUUAUGGGAACUCAGUAUUAUGAUGGGAGGGAAAAUGCUCACAGUGACUAUCAAGUAACUGAUAUUCUCCAGAUGAUGGGUCAGGCUAGUCGUCCUCUUGUUGAUAACGCUGGGAAGUGUGUUAUUUUCUGCCAUGCACCACGAAAGGAAUACUACAAGAAGUUUUUGUAUGAAGCAUUCCCGGUGGAAAGCCACCUUCACCAUUUUCUGCACGAUAAUCUAAAUGCAGAGGUGGUGGUUCAAGUCAUUACAAGCAAGCAAGAUGCUGUGGAUUACCUCACGUGGACAUUCAUGUACAGGAGGCUUACCCAGAAUCCAAACUACUAUAAUCUUCAGGGUGUUAGUCAAAGGCAUCUCUCUGAUCACCUUUCGGAGCUUGUAGAGAACACACUCAGCGAUCUGGAAACAAGCAAGUGUGUUGCUAUAGAGGAUGAUUUGUAUCUUUCUCCUCUAAAUCUUGGGAUGAUAGCAUCAUAUUAUUAUAUUAGUUACACGACAAUUGAACGUUUCAGCUCUUCUUUGACUGUUAAAACAAAGUUGAAAGGUCUUUUGGAGAUUUUGGCAUCAGCUUCUGAAUAUGAAGAACUUCCGAUAAGGCCAGGAGAGGAAGAGCUGAUACGGAGGUUGAUAAACCAUCAGAGGUUCUCCUUUGAUAAUCCUAAAUGCACAGAUCCACAUGUAAAGGCAAAUGCUUUGCUACAAGCCCACUUUUCUAGGCAACAUGUUGGUGGGAACUUGGCUGCCGAUCAGAAAGAGGUUCUUCUUUCUGCCAGUAGGCUUCUUCAAGCGAUGGUUGACGUCAUCUCCAGCAACGGAUGGCUUAGCCUGGCUCUUCUUGCCAUGGAAGUGAGUCAGAUGGUGACACAAGGCAUGUGGGAGCGUGACUCGAUGCUACUACAGAUUCCAUACUUCACUAAGGAAUUGGCUAAAAGAUGUCAAGAGAAUCCUGGAGGAAGCAUAGAAACAGUGUUUGAUUUGGUGGAGAUGGACGAUGACCAGAGGCAGAAGCUGUUGGACAUGAGUGAUGCUCAGUUAAUUGAAAUUGCAAAGUUUUGCAAUCGGUUCCCAAACAUUGAUUUGACAUAUGAUAUACUCGACAAGGAAGACAUCAGGGCUGGGGAAGAGAUCAGUUUGCAGGUAACUCUAGAACGGGAUCUUGAGGGUAGGUCUGAAGUGGGACAUGUUGAUGCUCCUAGAUAUCCCAAAGCCAAGGAGGAAGGAUGGUGGCUGGUGGUUGGUGAUACAAAAAGUAAUCAGUUGCUUGCCAUCAAAAGGGUGCCCCUGCAGAGGAAGUCAAAGGUGAAGCUAGAUUUUGUUGCUCCCGCAGAAACAGGUAGCAAGAGCUACACCCUUUAUUUUAUGUGCGACUCUUACAUGGGCUGUGACCAGGAGUAUAUUUUCAGCAUUGAUGUAAAGGAUGCAGGUGAUCCAGAGGAUAACAUGAGAGAAUGAUUUGUUUUAGCCACUGAUACUUAUUACUCUGAGUAUUAAGGAUGCCAUUUGUUAUAAUGUUGCACUUUUUAUGUAGUUCUGCUGCUCUUAGACUUCUGUGUGCCUAGCUUAUGUUAAUUGGAUCACUGUCUUUCUCUAAAUAAAACAGUCUAUGCAUCACUUGUUUGUGUUA